Molecule: messenger RNA, 1454 nt
Organism: Botrytis deweyae
Lineage: Eukaryota; Fungi; Ascomycota; Leotiomycetes; Helotiales; Sclerotiniaceae
Exons: 4
Coding region: 56-1234 (392 amino acids)
Biological process (GO): ribosomal large subunit assembly; translation
Cellular component (GO): ribosome; cytosolic large ribosomal subunit
Molecular function (GO): structural constituent of ribosome; RNA binding
Source: RefSeq, a predicted model, not a curated record
UGAAUUCUUCUGAACUUUUGAACCUCAACACCUAAAGAAGUCGACCACCGCCAACAUGUCGCACCGUAAAUUCGAAGCUCCCCGUCACGGAUCCCUUGCUUAUCUCCCAAGAAAGAGAGCAAGCCGUCACCGCGGAAAGGUCAAGAGUUUCCCCAAGGAUGAUAAGACCAAGCCAGUCCACCUUACUGCCACUCUUGGUUAUAAGGCUGGUAUGACUACCAUUGUCCGCGACCUCGACCGUCCUGGUGCGAAGACACACAAGAAGGAGGUCGUUGAGGCAGUGACUGUCAUUGAGACACCACCGGUUAUCGUUGUUGGUCUAGUGGGUUACAUUGAGACUCCUCGUGGUCUCAGAUCCCUUACAACCGUCUGGGCCGAACAUUUGAGCGACGAAGUUAAGCGCAGAUUCUACAAGAACUGGUACAAGAGCAAGAAGAAGGCUUUCACCAAGUACGCCAAGAAGCACUCCGAGAACAGCGGAUCUUCCAUCACCCGUGAACUCGAGCGUAUCAAGAAGUACUGCACCGUCGUCCGUGUCCUCGCCCACACUCAAAUCAGAAAGACUCCUCUCAAGCAAAAGAAGGCUCAUUUGAUGGAGAUUCAAGUUAACGGAGGUAGCGUCGCUGAGAAGGUUGACUUCGCCAGCGGUCUCUUCGAGAAGCCAGUUGAGAUCAGCUCCAUCUUCGAGCAAGAUGAGAUGAUUGAUGUCAUCGCUGUCACCAAGGGUCACGGUUUCUCUGGUGUCACCAGCAGAUGGGGAACCAAGAAGCUUCCCAGAAAGACACACAAGGGUCUCCGUAAGGUCGCCUGUAUCGGUGCCUGGCAUCCAGCCCACGUCCAAUGGACUGUUGCCCGUGCUGGUCAAGAUGGAUACCAUCAUCGUACCUCUUGCAACCACAAGGUCUACCGUAUCGGACGUGGUGACGACCCCAACAACGCCGCCACCGAGUUCGAUGUCUCCAAGAAGGCCAUUACCCCUAUGGGUGGCUUUGUCAGAUAUGGUGAGGUCAAGAACGACUUCAUCAUGCUCAAGGGUUCCGUUCCAGGUGUUAAGAAGCGUGUCAUGACUCUCAGAAAAUCCAUGUUCGUUCACACCUCAAGAAAGGCCUUGGAGAAGGUUGAGUUGAAAUGGAUCGAUACAUCCUCCAAGUUCGGUCACGGUGCUUACCAAACCGCCGAGGAGAAGCACCAAUUCUUGGGUACCCUCAAGAAGGACAUUGCUCAAUCCUCAUAAAUUUAAAAAUUGGUUUCGCAUUUCGGGUUUCUUACGUUUCGAUAGGUGUAGUCGGUGGGGGUAUCAUAUGUGCAAUAAAGCAGUCCAUGAUUACCUAUGGAUAUACUAGCAUUCCAUCAAUGAAGAAAUGUCAAUGAUAUCCAAUAAUUUCAAUAAUGAUUCAACUUAUGAUGAUGUUUUGGCGGGCCCAGCCAAUUGUGAGAACUGAGAACUUUGAUCC